UACAUAGUAUUAUCAAGGUUAUUAGUAGUUUUUUUUUUAAUCAAUUCUUGAAACUUUCUCCUAUGGCUAAUAAUUUAGUAGGUAAGUUGGAGGCUGAAUUCGAGCUGAAGUCUGAUGCUGAUGAGUUCUUCCAUAGCUUUGGCGCUAAAGCACACCAACUCCCAGAUCUUGUGAAUGAGAAAGUUAACAGGAUUGAAGUGCACGAAGGUGACUGGAAAACUGACGGCUCUAUCAAGCUGUGGACUUAUGUCAUAGAUGGCAAAGUUGAGGUCUUCAAAGACAGGCUCAAAAUUGACGAGGAGAACAAGACAAUUACUUCUGAGGCAAUAGAUGGAGAUUGCAUGAAGCACUACAAGAACUAUAUAAUAACGUUACAAGUUAUCUCCAGAGGUGUCUCCAGCUUUGCCAAAUAUACCAUUGACUAUGAAAAACUGAACGAGAAUAUGCCUAGUCCGACUAAAUAUCUGGACUGGCUACUUCAUAUGGGGAAGGAUGUGGACGCUUCACUUAUCAAGGCCUAAUAUAUAUGCUUGUAAUUAAUGGAGCAUAUAGAUUUCUGCAGCAGUAAAAGGAAUUAGUACAAUAAAAUUGCACGGAAAAGCAAAACAAAAAAUAAAGAAUGUAAUCGAAUUAGAUGCAUAUCUUUGUGCUACAUGGAUCAAUUCAUCAGUAAGAUCUUUAUCCCUGUGUAUGCCAAUUGAUCCUAGGUCUUCAAUAUUUGUUGCAUAUGUAUGAUGACAAUUAUUAGCAGCUGCCAUUUUGAAGUUGUUUCUUUGUACUAUAGCAUUAGUUCUCACUUGUAUUUUGAACUUUCAUGAUAGUCACUUUAUG
Molecule: messenger RNA, 831 nt
Organism: Coffea arabica (coffee)
Lineage: Eukaryota; Viridiplantae; Streptophyta; Magnoliopsida; Gentianales; Rubiaceae
Source: RefSeq, a predicted model, not a curated record